Messenger RNA from Cyprinodon tularosa, 4167 nucleotides. Its product is annotated as importin-13-like. Bases 323 to 3232 code for a protein of 969 amino acids. The transcript has 21 exons. NCBI's taxonomy places the organism in Eukaryota, Metazoa, Chordata, Actinopteri, Cyprinodontiformes, Cyprinodontidae. Gene Ontology annotation, molecular function: small GTPase binding. Gene Ontology annotation, biological process: protein import into nucleus. The record is from RefSeq and is a predicted model, not a curated record. Gene Ontology annotation, cellular component: nuclear membrane; cytoplasm.
CGUCAGAGGCGCAGCUGUCUGCGUCAGGAGCGCCUCUUAGGAGCGCAGUCAGCUCCGUAAAGGUUGUCCUAAUACACUUCCUGACCUUUCAGGGGCUUUAAGUGAAAACAGGCAGUCAACUUUAGAUCCUCACCUUUGGGGGUCUCUUUGCAAAAUAAGGCAACUUUUUUUUUAAAAAGGUCAGCAUGUCACCACACCUGAGCGCUUUGGCAACCCGCGUGGGCUGCGUGGAGGGCUGAGAGCGCCAACAGACUCAUUGGGCUCACUUUUGGAGAGCUUUAAAAAGUAUAUUUCUAUUUAUUAUUUACUGAAUCUGUGCCUGAUGGAGUCCGAAGCCAUCCCAGGACAGAACCCGGUGGAGCUUGAGUUUACACAGGACAACAUAGAGACGGCUCUCUACCAGCUGUACUUGGAUCCAGACAUGGAGCACAAGAAUGUAGCUCAGAAGUGGUUGACCAGAGCCCAGGCCUCUGCACAGGCAUGGCAGUUCUGCUGGGCCCUGCUCGCCCCAGAUAAGAUCCCGGAGGUUCAGUUUUUUGGUGCCAGCACCCUUCACAUUAAGAUCUCCCGUCACUGGGGGGACCUCCCUGAAGAACAGCAUGAGGACCUCAGGAUACAGCUUCUUUCUCAUAUCUUACACUUCUCCUCUGGCCCUAAAAUGGUGCUGACUCGUUUGUGUGUGGCGCUUGCCUCAAUGGCUCUGAACUUAAUCCCUCAAGCCUGGUCCAAGCCAGUGGCAGACUUGGUGAGGGCAUUCCAACCUCAGAAACCAAAUUCGGAAGAAAGCCCUGGUGCAAAACCAUCUCCGGACCCCCAUGCACAUUGUCUUGCUCUCCUGGAGCUCCUCACUGUACUUCCAGAGGAGUUCCAAAGUGGGCGCCUGGCCCAAGCUCGUCGCGCCCAGCUGAGGGAAGCUUUAGCCGGGGAGUGGGCUGUGGUGUGCGGCAUGCUCCGACAACUCCUACAAAGCCAGGACUCGUCUGUUCAGGUGAAGGAGAAAGUUCUCCGCUGCUUUUCUAGCUGGGUGGGUCUGGAUGUGCCACUAGGGGAAAGUCAGGAACUGGUCCAGGACUGUUUCACAGUGCUGUCUGACCCAGGGCUGUUCGACACUGCCGUGGAGACUAUAGUUACUGCCAUCUCACAGCCGGAUUGCCAGAGGUUCAUUGAUGCUCUGCUGAGCCUGAUGCCUCUGGUUCUGGGCCUUUAUGACCAGCUGAAGACAGCAGCUCAACACGGGGACAUGGAAACCACCCAUGGUAUCUGUCGCAUUGCUGUUGCUUUGGGGGAAACACACUCCAGGGUUAUGUUGGAACAGCUGGACCACUGGCAGGAAUAUCUGGCUUUGGUGAACAUGAUUCUAUUCUGUACUGGAAUCCCUGGACACUACCCAGUUAAUGAGACCACAAGCUCCCUGACGCUCACCUUCUGGUACACACUGCAGGACGACAUUCUCUCUUUUGAGGAAGAAAAGCAGGCGGUUUACCUGCAGGUCUAUAAGCCAGUUUACUUCCAGCUGGUGGAUGUAUUGUUGCUCAAAUCCCACUAUCCCUCCCAGGAGGAGUACGACUCCUGGUCCUCGGAUGACAAGGAGCAGUUUCGAAUCUACAGGGUGGACAUCUCAGAUACUCUAAUGUAUGUGUAUGAAAUGCUGGGAGCUGAGCUGCUUAGUAACCUCUAUGACAGGCUGGGCAGGCUGCUCAUGGACCCCCAACAGUCCGCAGUAUGGCAGGACACUGAAGCUUUGCUGUUCGGCUUCCAGUCCAUAGCCGAGACCAUCGACGUGAACUACUCCGAUGUUAUCCCUGGACUGAUCGGUCUGAUCCCUAGAAUCAACAUCAGCAACGUGAUGCUGGCUGACACAGUCAUGUACACCAUAGGGUCACUGGCUGAGUGGUUGGCCGACCAUCCUGUGAUGCUGGGCGGCAUAUUACCCAUGGUGCUGCGGGGCCUUGUGAAGGCAGAGCUGUCUGUGUCCAGUAUCUCCACACUCAAAAGGAUCUGCAGGGAGUGCCGGCAGGACCUGGCCCCUUACGCUCAGGACGUUCUUGCUGUCGCUCAGGAUGCACUAUUUAAGGAAAUCCACGAGAGCAGCCAGUGCAUGUGGCUGAUGCAGGCUUUGGGUUUCCUGCUGUCGUCUCUGCCAGCAGAGGAUAUUUUAGGCAGACUGCACUCACUCAUCACCCCCCACAUCCAGCAGCUGGACUCACUGACCCAACAGGAGCCCAGUCCUGCAAAUAAACAGAGCAUUGUUUACAUCCUGGGCAUGUUAUCCAGCCUCUUUACCACCCUGGAUGUCAACAGGCAAUGGGAUGGUUUAGAGGAGGAAGGCGCCAGCACCAGCCUCUCCUCCUCAAAGAGCGUUCAGAACCCAGUCGUAGUUGUGCUGCAGCAACUUUUCCCUUUAAUCCAGACCAUCGUUAGCAAAUGGAUUCAUGACUCAGAAGUAGUGGAGGCAGUGUGCGGGAUCUUCGACAAGUCAAUCCGGACUCUCCUGCAUGAUUUCGGCCCCAUGGUGCCCCAGCUGAGUGAGACGCUGGGACAGAUCUACAACGCUUACCCACAAGCCCCUGCUCUGGACCUGACACGUCAAAUGGUGCAUAUCUUUGCUGGAGACGAGCAACACCUCUCUGACAUCCGAAGACUUGUAGAAGUGCUGACCUCAACCACGCUCUCUAUAUUCCAGCAAGGUCCAAGGGAGCAUCCUGACAUCGCAGAGUCAUUCAUGAACCUUCACGCUCAGAUUCUGAAGAGGAGUCCAGAUUUGCACCAAACAGCCCAAUUCGACGUCAAAACCUUAUUUUACUCAGGGAUCCUGUCCAUCAAGUUCCCAGAGACGCCCACAGUUAAAGCUGCCUGCCUGUUCUUUACAGAGUUUUUGAGUCGCUGCAAAGACAUGCCACCCCUCGUUGAUGUGCUGCAGGGGGAUGGAAAGAUCCUGACAGAGACGGUGCUGCAGGCAGUCGGAGGAGGUUCUUCCCGCAGCCUGACGGAGCACUUCUCUGAGGUUCUGCUCGGUUUGAAUAGACAGUGUCCGGCCCUGCUGUCCCAGUGGCUGAGGGAAACCCUGCAGACCCCUGGCUUCCCUUCACCUCAUGUCACUAUGGAGCAGAAGGACUUGUUCUCUCAGCAGAUCCUGAGAGAACAAACAAACAAACGUCGCAUUAAGGAGACUGUGAAGGAGUUCUCUCUGCUCUGCAGAGGUCUGCAGGGAUCCGGAUACUCUGAGAGCUAGUCGUGGCUGCGGUCGUGUUCCUUCAGCCUCAGAAGCUUUUUAUGAGGGUUAAUAUGAAGCAGCCAACAGAGAAAUCAUGCCCCAUGUGUUCAAUAGGACUGUUCACUCGGGAUGUGAGAGUACUUGACGCCCCCCAUGACUGACACAAACACACAGCAGACUGUUAGACAUGUUGGUCACUGUUGGACAUGUUUUUAAUAAAAUACCUGUCAGAAAGUGUCACAGUGCCAUGAGUGUACAUUUACUGACGAAACACUGAUUAAACCGAUCUAAUGGAGGUGGAUGAGUGACCGACUGGUUUCUUCUUUCCUGCAACAUGCUGCAGAUCAUAAACCUGCAUUAUGAAAAUAUAUAGAAGCCCCGCCCCUUCUUCCUGUCUGGUACAAAGGAGCCUGCUAUAAAAAAAAAAAGGGUCCUUCGUUACAUUAUGCAGCUCAGAACAGAACUAAUGAGACAACUUCAUCACAUCCAGGACAACGAGGAGAACAAGAGCGACUUCAAAAGGAGAACGUGUUCUGAUUUUCGGAUUCUUUUUAAUCGGUGACAUCACUGUGAAGGGCGGAGCUUUGAGCCGCGUCCUUGGCUAAAAACGUCUGGACCAAGAUCGUCUCUGUGGAUCGUGGUGCUCGGAGGAAAGGCUCUACGAGUCUGUGGGUGAUAGCAGCCGGGGUUCGCCCUGCAGCCGACCGUGCGGCGGCUCACUACCGGAUCCUGGUGAAAAGGUUCAACACAGACUUUGAUUCCUGGAUGGAGAAAGAAAAGCAAGAAAUCCGAGUUAAAAAGUAUCAAAUCUUUUUAAGUUAUUAUUCAUUUUGAUGUUGUUUUAUAGAGCUAAGUAUUCACACUGAUGGGGCUUUUUACUUAGAUAACCACAAACAAUGAAUUCACAUUUGGGAUUUUAUGUGAAACACCAAUAAAAAGUAUUAUGGAGUGAA